Molecule: messenger RNA, 228 nt
Organism: Paraglomus occultum
Lineage: Eukaryota; Fungi; Glomeromycota; Glomeromycetes; Paraglomerales; Paraglomeraceae
Source: the annotation of a GenBank genome assembly
AUGACCAAGUUUUUUCGCUUAACCUUUAUCGCUCUCGCCGUUAUUGCACUUGCAAAUGCUAUUGUAUCGAUGCCGCUCCCGUUCAGCGAAAGCAAUUUGAGCAAAAAAUGGCUCCCUGGUGACCGUGUCAUAGCGGAUUGCCAUAGACGGAGGCAAUGCGUUCCUUAUCUUGGUCAUCAUGGUACUCCCCCAAAAGGUCCAACCAACAUCCAACCAAAGACUGACUGA